AUGACACCCUCUCCCUCCCAUAUCAAACUCCGCCCAUUUUUGAAACAUUUGAAUUGCGUAACAACCCCAUCAGCUUCACAUCUUCAGUCUUCUUGCGAUAUUGCUUCCUCGAAAAGACCGGUUAGUAGUUCAAACAAGCUUACUCUCACUAUGGGUGCCGUCUGCGUCUCGCGCUAUUUUUCGAAUGAAUAUUACACAACCAAAUAUAUAGAUAUAUUUCUAAGAUUUUCGUGGCCAUCAAAGAAAGCACUCUUUGCGAUCUAAGCCAUCCUAAAUUUGUUUUUCUUUUCUCACUUUCACUAGUUGUCGUUCAAAGUAAAAGAAUUUGUGAAAAUCAUAAUUCUGAACUGAAAUUGUUCUAAUUCUCAGAAGAACAGAGAUGAAGCCUUGGAAAAAUUUAAUGAACUUUUCGUAUAUUUGAAUUUGCAAUGGAAAAUUGUGUGCUUCAGAAAACUGUACCAUAAAAAUUUGUUGAAUUUUUUGGAUUUCCCAGUUAAUAACCUUGAACAUUAAAAUUUUUGAUUAAUAGAUUUUCCUGAUGACCAAAAUUUGCAUUUGGAAAAAUAUGGGAAGUUUUUUUUUAAAUCUUCAAUUUCUUUUUCGUAAAGUUUAUCUUUGAAAUCACCUAGCUACAGGUAAUUUUGGUUUUCUUAAUUUUGAUGAAAUUUUGGAGAAAUCAGAUAAUUUAUAAUUUUCAUUCAAAAAGUAAAUAAACUGAAAUUUUUAGAAAUUUGAUAAGUACUCUUAUUUCACUUUUCACAUUUCUUUUCUUCAUUUUUUUUUUGAAUAGUUAUAGUAUAAUACAACAUUCCUCUUUUCUCUCAUCAUUUUUCCAGAUCAAACCACUUUUUUUGCAUUCUUUUUGGUUUACAAUUAUAAGAAGGUGGUACUGUACUACUAUCAAAGUUUGCCAUCUUCUUCUUCUUCUUCUUCUGCUUCUUUUUUCCUUCAUAUUUCUUCCAUCCACUUUUUUCUGCUUUUGCCAUUUUAUCCAGUUUUCGUGAUUUUUCGGGGCGAAAUAAAUAAAAAUACAAAAAUAUAUAUGUUUAUGUUUCAAUUGUGUUUUUUUUUGUGUUGACCUGGCAUAUAACAUAUAAUAAUUUGUGCACACAAUUUGCACUUUUUUGUUCGGAAGAAGAAGAACAUUGUUGCAUUUUGCAGAUGAAAAAUCAUAGAUUAAAUCAUUUUUCUCAACCAGAUGUUCCAACCUAAUACUUCUCCCAAAUUUCUAGUUCCAAAAACUUUUUUCUAAAUCUUGAAAGUUGUUAUUUUUCUUGCGAGCAGAAUCUGAAACAUCUAUCUUCUUUCCUAUUUUUUUUUAAUAGACGAGUUCGAAAAAAAAAGUUUCAUUCCAAAAUUAGCGAAUCAAUUACACUCUCAUAAAUAACCAGCUCAUUUAUGUUUUUUGUCAAGAACUUUGACAAACAAACUCCCAUCCAAUUUUCAAUGCCUUCUUCUUUUUCCACUCUUGACCAUUAGUUGUUUUUGCUUAUUUUACAGAAAUUUUCCAUGAUUUUGUCAUGGAUUCUUCUCAUUUCUCAACUUCCACAAUUUAUAACAUCAAGGGAGUCUGAAAUUGUGAUUAUAUCUGAUAAUUUGGAUGCUUUGACAAUCGAUGAUUUUGAAACAGCUGAUAAAUUGACCAAAGGUAAAUUUUCCAAUAACGGUUACAUAAUAAAAUUUCGGAAAGAAAACGAAAGUUUUUCUCUCUUUUUUUCCUAUAACACAGUUCAUGAAUCAUUUUUAUAGAAGAAUUAUUUGGAAAACAUAUACCGGUUGAAAUUGUGAAUGAUUUCAAAAAUGAUAUUCGAUUACCAAGAAGACACAAAAGAAAUGGUGUGUCUCGAGCUGCUAAAUUAUGGCCAAAUGCGAGAAUUCCUUAUGCAAUCUCGCCACAUUAUUCAUCACAUGAAAGAGCGCUUUUGGCAAAAGCGGUCAAGCAGGUGAGUCAGUUGGCAUUGAGUGUUUUUAUUAUCCAUAAAUACUUUAUUGUUAUGGAAUUAUUUUUUGAUCUACAAAAAAUCAAGGCUAUAUUUAGUUUUGAAAUUGCUAUUUUUCAACCAACAUAGAUUUGUUGAAUUUUUGAAAAAACAUGCAAAUUUUCAAUAAUAAUUCAAUGAUUUCCGCAAAAAAAUAGCUUUCCAAACUUUUUAGAGACAGUUCUAAAUACACCCGCAAAAUUCUUGCUCAACGCGGUUGGAAAUUUUCUUCCAGCAAGAUAACUCGUUAUUUUUUACAGUACCACGAAAAAACUUGUAUCCGAUUUGUUCCACGCCAACCUGGUGAAACUGAUUAUCUUUUUAUUGGAAAAGUCGAUGGAUGUUUUUCGGAAGUUGGCCGAACUUCCGGUGUUCAAGUUUUGAGUCUUGAUAAUGGAUGUAUGGAAUAUGCAACAAUUAUUCAUGAAAUGAUGCACGUUGUUGGAUUUUAUCAUGAACAUGGUAUUUUUCGAUUUAUUUUUCAGAAAAAAACAAACAUUCGGAAUUGUAUUUCAGAACGUUGGGAUCGUGAUAAUUUUAUUGAUAUAAUCUGGCAAAAUAUCGAUCGAGGAGCUUUGGAUCAAUUUGGAAAAGUUGAUUUAAGCAAAACUUCAUAUUACGGUCAACCAUAUGAUUAUAAAUCAAUUUUACAUUAUGAUAGUUUAGCAUUCUCGAAAAACGGUUUUCCAACAAUGUUGCCCAAAACAAAAGGUUUGUCUCUGAUUUUUAUUUUUUUAAUUUUUCAAAAAAAAACUCAUUAAAAAUUUUUUUUCUAAAUAAUUAAGAGAAAACAAUUUUUAGAUAUUAAUUAAUUCUCAAAAAAAAAAAAUGAAUUUUCUUCAAAAGGGGACUGACAGAAAUAAAUGUAAUUUACAGCUGCAACAAUUGGAAAUGCUCGAGAUUUUUCCGAUGUUGAUAUAGCAAAAAUCAAUCGAAUGUAUAAUUGUCCGGUUGAAAAAUCAAUUUCUGCACCAUUUGCUAGAGCUAGGGUAAGAAAACAUGAGAGUUUUUGAAUAGAAAAAAUAGUGAAAUAGUGAAAAUUGUCUGAAAGCAAACCGAUCCAGAAAUUUUGAAAAUUGGACUUGGUCAAUUUUUUUGGAUUUAUUUUUCGACAUAAUUACGAACUUUCCAAAACUCCUUUUACAAACUCAAUAAAACAUUCCAGCAUGUUCCAAUUUAUUCUCCACCAAAUCAUCAUAAAUACGAAGAUCGUCCUAAAAUACCUCUUCAUUCAUUUGAUUCUCAACAAAUUCCACAGGCUCAUUCAAUGGUUAUUUCAAAUAGUUCAGGAAGUUCAAAACGUAAGUGUAUAUACAAACUUAUCAUAUUUCAUUUAUUUAUUUAUUAUUAUUUUGUAGGUUGUGAAGAUCGUAUUACAGUUUGUUGGUGGACGGCAGAUCGAUGUCGAUCACCAGCUAUUUAUCAAGUCAUGUCAUCGCUUUGCCCAAAAACUUGUAAAUUCUGCUAG
Caenorhabditis angaria is the source of this 3447-nucleotide messenger RNA. NCBI's taxonomy places the organism in Eukaryota, Metazoa, Nematoda, Chromadorea, Rhabditida, Rhabditidae. The record is from the annotation of a GenBank genome assembly.